This is a messenger RNA of Coregonus sp. 'balchen', 6138 nucleotides long. The record is from the annotation of a GenBank genome assembly. Lineage: Eukaryota; Metazoa; Chordata; Actinopteri; Salmoniformes; Salmonidae.
AUGGCCGCAGGCAUGCAUGCUUUGCUUUUGCAGCAAUUGCCUACGGUAUGUCUUAUGGUGGGAAAAAGCGCUGUAUUUCUGUCAUUGCCACAUGCGGGGACAAUAUAAUGUGUAAAUAGUGUUUGUGCUCUGCAUGUAGAUGCUGACUGUGUGAACGACUGAACGUGCGUGUGUGUGCAUGCGUGUGUGUGUAUGCGUGUGUGUGCGCUAGGAGGGAGGCUCAGGCAGAUGUGUGUUAGCUAAUGCUGUCUGAGAGCAGCUGGGCAGGGCGAAUAGACGAGCAAUAACACAAUGACAUCACCCAGAGUGUGUGUGUGUGAGAGAGAGAGAGAGAGAGAGAGAGAGAGAGAGAGAGGGAGAGAGAGAAGGCUGAAGCAGGCCAGCUCAGAUGCAGAGAGGCUGGAGAGUGAAUUGAGCCUGUGGGAGAGGACCAUACAGCACUCACACAACAGGGGAUACAGGAUAUAGAUUUCUUCCCUCUCUACCAUUGCACCUCUCCCCCUCCCCCUUUCCCCUUCCCCUCAUCCUCUGUCAGCCCCUCUCAGCCUCUGCUUCAGGCUGCUCCUCCGGGCAUGCUACUUAAGCCAAAGUAUGGCCGCUUUCGCAACGACUCUGUGACCUCCUCCGACGACCUGAUGCAGAGCUUAGCCAUGAGCGGCAAAGUGGUGGCCACCCCGGUGGUCCUCUCCUCCGCCCCCAGCCUGCCACUGCCCUCCCUGCCUCCUCUGGAGUCCAUCCCCCGGUCCUCUUCCGCAGCCCCUGCUCUGGCCGACUCCCCCUGCCUGGACGGGGAGCAGGACGCCACCACCACUUUCUGCAUGCUCAUCCCCAGGAUGCCUCAGUGGAAGUUCUCCAACUCGCUGCUCAGCAGGAGCCCCUCCAACUCCAGCUCCAGCUCCACCAAGGACUCGGGCAAGGCUGCAGCCCCCUCAUCACAGGGCUCGCACGGCCCCAGUGGCGCUUCUGCCCCCAAUGGUCCCGUGGCCAGUCUGGCCGCUGUCUUUAACUCCUGUGACCCUGUGUGUGUCAACUCCUGUUCCCUACAGGCCAUCAGCAGGCAGAGAUCUGCAGCGGGCUCAGCCAGUCCAGGUGGCCACGGCACAGGGGCUGCAGAGGGCACAGGGAGCCCCGGGGGCCACAGCGGAUCCAGGACGGGGAUGAACCGCAGGACAAGGGUGGAGGGCAUGUGGCUGGGAGGGGAGGACUUCAACCAGAAGGGCAGCUUCAUCCACAAGCCCUCCCAGGGCUGGCUGCACCCAGACAAGAAGAUCACAGGCUCUGGGGCUUCCUACAUAGUCAGGGUGAGUCACCAUGCAUGCAGCCCUUCUACAGCUUUUUGCAUUACCCAAGUGUUGUUAUCGUUCAGCAUACAUUUGAGCAUUUCUGCAUUGCAUUUUUUAAGGGUAAUCUUCCAUGCAGUUAAAUACUGUAUCCGUCAGGGAUAAUUUGACAGCCUGUUGAUGGUUUCCACCCAGAGUCCAUGUUAUGUUGUUCACAAACAAACCUGUAGAAUAGUGAAUCAUUGAAAACCCCUCUGUAAAGCUUAAAUAAGACAAAACUGUCAGAAGAUAUCCUGUUUGCAAUUAACAUUUGGGACGUCUCAUUCCUUAGGAAUAAUAUCAAUGUUAAGAUUAUUAACCACCCUGCGGGUGUCUCUUGGAUACAAUGGGACAUUAGAAUGUCAGGCAGUGUGUUAUGCACCCAAUGUGUCGAGGCUGAGGAGGAAUACAUGAUUUAAUCCAGAUAGAUGGCUCUCUCUGCUUUGUGUGAUGUGGUGUGGUGGGGAGACUGCGUCAGCCUACAGGCUUCAGGCUUUAGGGUGGGUGGUAGGGAGGGAGGAAAUUAACAGAAUGGAAUCGUAAACAGAACACAUAUUGCAUGUGGUGAAUCAGAGAUACGUGGAUGUGUGUGUGUGCGAGUGUGUGUGUACGAGUGUGUGUGUGUGUGUGAGUGAGUGAGUGAGUGGCAUGUUUCAUGAUCUUAGUCUGAUUGUUUACGCAUAAGUGAAAGAUUGGAUGUUAUAUAAUUUUGGACAGACAUACAUACAAUACAUACAGUCUUAAUCAGUGACAAUGGUAAUUACCUUGUUACAAAUCCUGAUGGUAGUGGAUAUGUUAGGUGUUAUCACACAUUUGGUCAAAUUACACUUACAAAUAGAAGUAUAUCUGAGAAAUAUAGAAAACAAAUGAUAAUAUUGUCCAGUGAAAUAGGUCAUUUAAAAAACCAAUGUGUCUUGCAGUGAGUAAGAUAUAAUUUCCAGUGUCUAAGCUGGUGAUUUUGGCUCACAAUGGGUUACAUCUGAGGCAGACUGUUUGACGUCAAUGUCAAUGAUCUCCCCUCAGCAAUCCCCUCUGCCCUCCGCUCUUCCCAUCCCCCCAGCCUCAACAAAACGACAUGGCUCUUUAUUAGCCCAGUCUAGGCCCAAGCACGCUUUCUAAUUACAUUACACAGGCACCAUUCAUCCCUAUAUUCCAUUACAUUUAAUCACAGUUGUUUGCAUCACACGUGGUGGGGAAGGACUAGGGUGACAUUGCAGGGUCUACGAGUCCAUCUGCAUUAACACUGAGGAGUACUAGUAGCAGACAGCAUAGAGAGAACACUCAGCCAGGGGCUUCCCUCAGCACUAAUCGUGCUUUCCUCACAUUAACACCUCUGACUCCGCCAAAAUUAUAUGACAUCCAUAGUCCACAGCUAAACAUGCUACACUGAGAGGAAACACCAGAGAGCAUUUUAGGAAGUAUUUCAUUACGGUUGUGCCCUGCACCAGUUUUCAUUAGCAGUUUGCUGUAGCCUAAUCCAUUAUAAUAAUAUUUAAAUGGCCCCUGCAGCAAGCCAGGCAGAUAAGAUGUGCGUAGAUAAGGGACUACAUGUCUUUUCAUCCUCUCUAUAUAAUGUGGUGUGCAGGGAGGAGCACCAGUGAAUCUAUUACUGUCUGAAUGACAGCAGAUUUAUGCUGCUCUCUGCUUUUCUCUCUGUCAUCAUGACAUACACUACAUGGCCAAAAGAGUGUGGACACCCCUUCAAAUUAGUGGAUUUGUCUAUUUCAGCCACACCCGUUGAUGACAGGUGUAUAAAAUCGAGCACACAGCCAUGCAAUCUCCAUAGACAAACAUUGGCAGUAGAAUGGCCCGUACUGAAGAGCUCAGUGACUUUCAACAUGGCACCGUCAAAGGAUGCCACCUUUCCAACAAGUCAGUUCGUCAAAUUUCUGGCCUGCUAGAGCUGCCCCAGUCAACUGUAAGUGCUGUUUUUGUGAAGUGGAAACGUCUAGGAGCAACAACGGCUCAGCCGCGAAGUGGUAGGCCACACAAGCUCACAGAACGGGACCGCCGAGUGCUGAAGCACGUAGCACGUAAAAAUCGUCUGUCCUUGGUUGCAACACUCACUACCGAGUUCCAAACUGCCUCUGGAAGCAACGUCAGCACAAUAACUGUUUGUCGGAGCUUCAUGAAAUGGGUUUCCAUGGCCGAGCAGCCGCACACAAGCCUAAGAUCACUUUGCGCAAUGUCAAGCGUCGGCUGGAGUGGUGUAAAGAUCGCUGCCAUUGGACUCUGGAGCAGUGUAAGCGCGUUCUCUGGAGUGAUGAAUCACGCUUCACCAUCUGGCAGUCCGGCGGACUAAUCUGGGUUUGGCGGAUGCCAGGAGAACGCUACCUGCCCGAAUGCAUAGUGGCAACUAUAAGGUUUGUUGGAGGAGGAAUAAUGGUCUGGGGCUGUUUUUCAUGGUUCGGGCUAGGCCCCUUAGUUCCAGUGAAGGGAAAUAUUAACUCUACAGCAUAUAAUGACAUUCUAGACGGUUCUGUGCUUCCAACUUUGUGGCAACUGUUUGAGGAAGGCCCUUUCCUGUUUCAGCAUGACAAUGCCCCCAUACAGAAAUGGUUUGUCGAGAUCGGUGUGGAAGAACAUGACUGGCCUGCACAAAGCCCUUACCUCAACCCCAUCGAACACCUUUGGGAUGAAUUGGAACGCUGACUGCAAGCCAGGCCUAAUCGCCCAACAUCAGUGCCCGACCUCACUAAUGCUCUUGUGACUGAAUGGAAGCAAGUCCCCGCAGCAAUGUUCCAACAUCUAGUGGAAAGCCUUCCAAGAAGAGUGGAGGCUGUUAUAGCAGCAAAGGGGGGACCAACUCAAUUAAUGCACAUGAUUUUGGAAUGAGAUGUUUGACGAGCAGGUGUCCACAUACUUCUGGCAAUGUAGUGUAUAUCUUAUUUUCUCUGCUCUGCUGGAGGGAGACACAAACAGACAGACAGACAGACUGAGACCCUGGUGCACGUUUCCACCCAAUCUGGUCCUUUCUGCCACCGCAGCCAGCCAACUGAACCAGCGGUUGUGGUGUGGUGGCCCUGCAUCUACCACGUUAAGAGCCAGGCCACUGCAAUGCAGGCCUCCUGGCCUGGCAAACAGCAAGGUGAGAAAUACUAAGAGAGUUAUUCCGCCAAAAGAAAAAAGACUUACACCUUGGUUGGACUGGGAGAUGGCGACAGUACAGUAUGCCUUUUCCACUGAGCAACAUGAGCCACUUACCAGUCUCUCCCUGCUGGCCCCUGCCACUAUCUGGAGAGCCGAGCAGCAACAGCUGAGAUAUUAGAUAAUAAACUUUGUCUGGAGACUUGAACAGGAUGUUCUCUGUUGCAGUGAUAGUGGGGCCAGAUUAGCCCCAGUAAUAUGAUAGAUAUCCUUCGUUGACAUUCACAUUCCUUGAAGGCAAGGCGGUGGCGGAGAUGGCGUCUCUUUCAGAGAAGAAAGGCACAUUUUCGCCAUUUCUCUGGAAUGUUUAUUGGAAAUGCUGCAUCACUGGUUCCAGGAAGGGAGUAUUAGAGAUACUGCCGGGGGGCGGAAGGAGAGAUGAGAGCUCGAUGGGACAGUGUAUCGUGCAGGAGAGAGUGUGACAAUGAAGGCAUUGAGAGUGAGAAGGAGAUGGAAAGAGAGGGAGAAGGAGAAGACCGUCUGACUGGUGGAAGACUUCCCCAGUCUCCUAAUCUGGUUAGGUUGCUCAUUUAGCUCUAAGGCAGAGGAGUUAGCCUGAUUACUUCUCUCCCUGUCUCUGGCAGCAGCCAGCCACAACAACAGAUCCAGACAGCAAACUAACAAGACGUUGAUUGAGCUUGAGUCAAAUGAGGAUGCAUAGACAUGAAUGAUAGAGCGUCUGCUAAGCUCCUACACCUUUGAAAGGGUAGCUACAGGGGGACUACCCUACAUCUCAGUGGAUGCUUAUGGGAGGAGCUAUGUGAGGACUCUGUUGUGGCCUAUUUAAACAUGAUCUAAUUUGGCCUGUGCCUAUGAUGUUUAUAUGACCUCAAUGCUGAUAUGGUUCAAUAAUAUAGCACAUUUAAUGUCCUAGUAUACUUAGCAUACGUAUGUUGUAUAAUAGUAUUUUUGGUGUAGUAGGAGUUUCAGUGACUAAUAACAGACUCCAGUGGAGCCCUGGUGAUGGAGUCCCCUCUCCCAGAGCACUUUGCGUGGUCCCCAGUGACACACACACACACACACACACACACACACACAGUGCUCCUCUGGGGCCUCUGCGGCUACAACUCCCUGAAGACACUGAGCUCUUAGUGUUGCUAAUCUACUCAUGGAGACAAUAUUACCACAUUAACCUGGCCAUUAUUCUGCCACUCACACUUUCUGCAAGUGACUGGGCCUUUAGUACUAUGGUAUAAAUGAUUGUCAUACAUGUAAUGUGUUAACCAUUCUGGAAAUACAUUCUGCACUGUGUGUGACCCAUUGCCGUAGCACCAUGUAUCAGUGAAAAAGGCUGUCAUGAUAGUUCCUGUCUCAUGACCUAAAGUACUUUAUGUAUUAACCUCACUUUAAUUGGAUUGAGAACAAUUAUCUAUAGAAUAAUACAUAUUGUUGGAAAUCUAUCAUGUAAUAAAGUAUGUUGUUUUUCUGUCUUUGCAGUACAUGGGCUGCAUUGAGGUGUUAAAGUCGAUGCGAUCGCUGGACUUCAACACUCGGACCCAGGUGACGAGGUAAGCGAGGAUUGAUUCUGCCCUGCUAGUGAUGAGUCAGUAGAACCCGAUCUGAGUAGAAGGAUAAGGUACACAAAACAGUCACAGUGAUACCAAAUCAGGUAGAGAUUCACAGGCACGCCAGCCCUGCUUUUCACUGUAAUGAUAUUACUAGCAAGGCCCAG